Messenger RNA from Eruca vesicaria subsp. sativa (arugula), 336 nucleotides. Lineage: Eukaryota; Viridiplantae; Streptophyta; Magnoliopsida; Brassicales; Brassicaceae. The record is from the annotation of a GenBank genome assembly.
AUGUCUUUAUCAUUGACGAUGCUCUUCUUUUUCCUCCUCGUCUCAACCAUCUCCGUGACCUCAAGCGGCCUAUGGUGCGUGGCAGAUGAUGACGCGACAGAUGAGCAGCUACAAGCGACUAUAGAUUGGUGUUGCAGCGACUCAGGAGGUUUCCGUGAUUGUACACCGAUCCAACCCGGUGGUGUCUGCUAUGAACCAAACACUCUCAAAGAUCAUGCGUCGUUUGUGAUGAACUCGUAUUACCAGGAACUUGGUCACACCAAGGAGCAAUGCGAUUUCAGUGGUACGGGAAAUGUAGUUCGUCACGACCCAAGCCAUGGCCCUUUUACAAAUUAA